AUGUGGACUUGGUGCCUUCAUUCUACCACUCUUCUGCUUGGCUGCGCCCCCCUGAUUUGCUCAUACCGCUUGAGCUAUGAUGCUGACGAGCUGCAGCCCACGGUGGACUUCAAGUUCAUGACCGAGGACACGAGCUACACCGGGCGCAGCAAGACCAUCCUCCGCUCGGUCUCUCAAUGGGUUUGGAACGAUCGGUCUGAAGGCAAGGUCAAGGAGGAGAUUGUGGAAGGGCACACGUGUCAAAACUUUGGGCGCCGAGAAGAGACGUACUACGCUUCCAGCUUUUGCUACUGGGCUCCCGAGAUUCCUGACGAGCCGAGGUCAGACCCGAUGCUGGUGUGGCUUGGGGGUGCUGAGCCUUCAGGUGCGCGCCUUCACUCUGCUUACGGCGUCAGCCAAGGCAAGUGCAUAAAGGCCACGGUCUGCCACAACAACGCUCAGUCGAAGGACGGAGAAGUGACCAUGUCUUCUUGGGAUCAUCCGGAAGAAGUGCCGCUGCCCGCAGGCUGCGUUGGUGAGAACGAGAUCUUGCGGACGUGUGAGGCGACCCUGGCGAAGAACAACCCGGAGCUGAAGGCGAAGGUGGAUAGCUGCAGGGAUGUCGAGCAUCGACACACCAGAGCAGCGGAUGCCCUCGAGGCAUGCUUGGCUGCUCUGCGGGAUUUGCCCAACGAGAUUCACGACCGAAUGCCGGAGAAGAUCGCCGACCAGAGGUCAAACAUGUACUCUCAGUGUGACGGCUUCAGCACGCGCUCCCAUCCAUGGUGCUCGCGGGGCGGGGAGGAGGGCGACGACGACGAGUACGAACGCUGCCAGGAGUGCUAUCGUGCGCACACCAGCCUCGACUUCAAGGAGCGUCGCACGAGAGAAGCAGAAAGUGAAUUCCGAGAAGCGGAAGAGCAGCUCCAGUCGCUUCAGUCGCAUCUGCGCAGGUUAGAGGAGCAGCUCAGAAGCAACCAGGCAAAGGAACCCUCUUUGACGCAGGCCAAGCAGUCCAUGGACCAGGAGUGGUUGCCGCAGAAGGAGGAGUGCCAUGCGGCAUUUCAAGACUUUGAAGGGAAGGAGCAACACUUCAUUCCGGAGUGUGCCCGGGGCAGGUAUGAUGAAUCCUGCGAGAAGUCCUGCUUAGAGUCCCAGCGUGCAGGCAGGGGUGGGUGUGGGGUCGUCGAAGGCAACGAACACGGGACAGCACAUGUCCGCGGUGGCAUCAAGGUGCCGUGUGCCCCGCCUCAGCCUUCCUGGAUCUUGGGGUCUCCAAAGUAUGCCAAUCCAGAAUCCGCGGAGGAGCAGUGCCAGAGGAUCUUGCAAGUCCAGCAGCCACAGUUUGCACAGAGCAUCGUGAAGGCAGGCUGGCUCGAGAAGCAAGGCAGCAUGUACCGCUGGAGCAGGCACUUCGCCGUGUUCGAGUCUUCUGAUGCAGUUCGCUCGGCGGCUCUUCGUUUGUUCAAGGAUGACCCCUCUACCGAUGACAAAGUCGCAACCUCCGCACAGGCGAUCUUUCUUUGGGAUGCCAAGAACGUGGAGGCCAAGGACGGCAAAGCGUACAGGUUCAAGAAUGGAGUCAAGUGCUUCAAGCUCCACCACUUCUACACGACGUACCCAUUCUGCAUUAAAGAAGCUGCGGACCCAUCGGCUGAACAAGCUGAGUGGAUGAACUUGAUCAGCUCCAGCAUGAACUUUUCAGACUGGAAGUAG
Messenger RNA from Symbiodinium natans, 1695 nucleotides. The record is from the annotation of a GenBank genome assembly. NCBI's taxonomy places the organism in Eukaryota, Dinophyceae, Suessiales, Symbiodiniaceae.